AAAUUUUCUUCAGAAUAUAAAAAAGUGUGGAUUUUUUUUACUUAAUGUUCUCUUUUUAUAAUAGAAGCUGACAAAUAGAAAGACACCAGUCUCUGAUCGCAAUAAAUUAUUUCCAAACAUGGCACCGAUGGCUGUUGUUCCAGCAGAAGACAUUAGGGUAUCUGGAGACGCCCCGGAGCCAGAUGCAGAGGAGAGUCAAUCCAACAAACCAAUCAUCGGGAUCAUAUACCCUCCUCCUGAGGUUCGUAACAUCGUGGAUAAAACUGCGAGCUUCGUGGGAAGGAAUGGGCCAGAGUUUGAAGCGAGAAUUCGGCAAAAUGAGAUCAAUAAUUCAAAGUUUAACUUCCUUAAUGCAACUGAUCCGUACCAUGCUUAUUAUCGACACAAAGUCAAAGAAUUCAUUGAAGGGAAAGGAAAAGAACCAGUUGCUCCUAAACCAGUAGUUCCAACUGUAAAGCCAUCUGUGGCAGUUGUUCAGGAACAAUUUGUCCCCAAAGAUCCCCCAACCUCGUUCGAGUUCACAUUCGACCCACCUUCUAUAUCUGCUUAUGAUUUGGACGUUGUGAGGUUAACAGCUCAGUUUGUUGCGCGUAACGGUCGUUCGUUUCUGACGCAACUAAUGCAACGGGAAGCGAAGAAUUAUCAGUUUGAUUUUCUCCGACCUCAGCAUUCUAUGUUUCAAUACUUCACCAAGCUAGUGGAGCAAUAUACAAAGGUGUUCAUCCCACCAAAGAACGUGCUUUCCAAACUCAAGAAUGAAACUCCUAAAAGUAUCUUGGAAGAUGUCAAGUACAGAGUAGCUUGGACGAAACACGAGGAUCGAGCGAAACAAAGAGAGAAGCAAGCUGUUGAAAAGGAGAGGGCGAUGUACGCGCAGAUUGAUUGGCACGACUUUGUUGUCGUGGAAACGGUGGAUUUCCAUCCAGAGGAGAGAGGUAACUUUCCACGUCCAGUAUCGGUUGAAGAGCUUGGCACACGGUUGUUACAACAGGAACGCAUAGAAAAGUACGGGGAGCAGGAACCAGAAGAAACUGGAGGAAAAGAGGAUAAAGAGGAGAGUGGGAGUGAGGAGGAGACACAGGAGGAGCAACCACAACUGGUGGAUAUGGAUAUGGAAGAAAGUUCCGAGGAAGAAACCGAACCCGAGCCGGCCCCCAUACCACGGCGACCCCCUGUUCAACCCGCACCCCCUAUUAAAGCCCCCAUGUCUCGCGAUGAUGUUAUUAUCAGGUCCAACUACAACCCGAAGAAUAAGGAAACAUUGGAUUCAAGAAAGAAAUGGGGCAGCAACUUCAUGGUGUCACCCAUCACUGGUGAAAGGGUUCCCGCUGAUAAGUUCCAGGAGCAUAUGAGGUACGGACUUCUAGAUCCUAACUGGAAGGAAUUGAAGAAGAAGCAGAUUGCUGAGAAGCAGCAAGAAGAAGAAGUGUUUGCUCCAGGAGGAGACAUUGAGGCUUCGUUGAGAGGACUCGCUGAGAGGAGAACGGAUAUCUUUGGAGUGGAAGAGACCGGGAUUGGACAGAAAGUUGGUGAGGAAGAAAUUGCUGCUGAUGAUAAGGUGACAUGGGAUGGUCAUUCCGGUUCGAUGGAGAAGACGCAACGACAAGCUCAAUCAGGAGUAACAAGUGAAGAGGUCCAACACCAUGUAAAGAUGACGCAUGGAUUGCUGGAAGAUUCAACCUUGGAGAAGAUUGGGCCAAAGGGCGGCGAUGGUAAAUCUUCUGUUUCUACUGAACCAACACCAACACCAGUUCAAACACCCAAUGUACAAAUACAGGUCAACCGACAACCACAGCAGGUUCUCACACAAGUAGUCAUGCGGCCGACUGUCAUCCCCGUGCAACGACCUAACCCACCUGUGCUGGUGGUCCAACAACCUAUGCGUGUCGUACGCCAACCUCAACCACAACUAAUUGCCGUACAACGCCCGCAAAUGAUGAUGUCACACACCAUGGGGCAACCACAGUUGAUACAACAGAUUCAACCAAUGCAACAAAUGCAGCAAAUCCACCCACUUCAGUCACAGAUGAUGGACGGUCCACCUCAAGCGAAGAAAGCUCGCACAGAAGCCGAUCUCAUGCCAGCACAAACCUUCUUACAGAUGAGCAAUGGUCCUGUAACAUUCCAUGUGAAUUGUCCAAACGCACCAGAUAAGAACGAAUGGAAUUUGGUCGGACAAACUCUUACUUUUACACUCCCACUUACUGAUGAGGUAUCGGUUAUCAAAGCAAAGAUUCACGAAUCAACAGGAAUGCCCGCUGGCAAACAAAAGUUGCAACUGGAUGGUCUGUUCAUAAAAGAUUCAAAUUCUUUGGCGUUUUACAACAUGACAUCGGGUUCUACUGUUGGACUGCAAGUAAAGGAGAGAGGCGGAAGGAAAAAAUAAAGGAGAGAGGCAGAAGAAAAAAUAAAAGGAAAGGGGAGAGGGGGAAGGAAAAAAUAAAACUUUGUGAAAUGUAGAAACUGCCAACAUGUAAAAUUUGAAUGUAAAUAAAAGAAACGUUUGAAACA
Molecule: messenger RNA, 2511 nt
Organism: Ciona intestinalis (vase tunicate)
Lineage: Eukaryota; Metazoa; Chordata; Ascidiacea; Phlebobranchia; Cionidae
Source: RefSeq, a predicted model, not a curated record